UGGUGAUAAUAAUGCCUUAAAAAGGGCAGUGCCUGCAGUUUGCCAAUGCACAGUGUACGUUAUGAAGCCCAAAUCGCUGGUUCUUUUGCUGUGUUGCUUGGCUCUGGUUCAGAGUCAGGAUGACUAUGAAGACCCAAGUGUGACCGACAACGGUGAAAGAUGCCAAGACAUCGAUGAAUUUUGCAGAGGAGACUAUCAAAGCCCUAUCGAUCUAAGAACACAAAAAGCCAUUACAACGAUUGACACUAUAAGGCUGAGAUUGGUGAGAUAUAAUCUGAACCCAACCGAGGUGACAGUAACCAACGACGGAUGUUCAGCCAUUUACAGGUUUAAAUAUGAGAGUAACCAAAAAUUCAUUGCACGGAAUGGUACUCUGGGUCGUACGAACUACGAAUUCGUAAGACUCCAGUUCCACUGGGGAGAAACUUCCGACCGAGGAUCCGAGCACGUGACGAACGGACGUCGAUACUCCAUGGAAAUGCAGUUGGUGUUCUUCAACCAGAAAUAUGACUCGUUUCAGGAUGCUCGAGCGUACACGGAUGGUCUAGCAGUGCUUUCGAUAUUCUUCAACAGUAGCACUGCGGAACGCGACUACGGUUGGAUUAAGGCCCUGAAUCAAGUUCGACGAGCGGGAACCACAUAUACAUUACCGGAUCCGACGGUGUUCAACAUUUAUGAUCUCAUAGGGGCCAACAGAUAUCCAUACUUUACCUACUUUGGAAGUUUGACUACUCGUCCGUGCAGUCAAGCGGUUACCUGGAUUGUACACACAGUGGCUCUACCGAUUACAGAGAGGCAGCUGAAUGUUUUCCGCUCGUUACGAAAGUUUAAUCGUAUGAUACUGGUCGAUAACUAUCGGCCGCUACAAAAUGCUACCAGAAGAAAACUAACUUUAGUUACAAGAACUACACAAACAGAUUAAUAUGACUCUACUAGCUAGUAUGUAACAGGGGAACAGAUCGAAAAAAAAUGAAUAAGUGAUAUAGCGAUUGGAACUUGAUAUUUUCGUCGAAACCUCU
Topomyia yanbarensis is the source of this 1019-nucleotide messenger RNA. RefSeq names its product carbonic anhydrase 2-like. The record is from RefSeq and is a predicted model, not a curated record. The transcript is spliced from 3 exons. Gene Ontology annotation, molecular function: carbonate dehydratase activity; zinc ion binding. The coding region runs from base 62 to 922 and encodes 286 amino acids. Lineage: Eukaryota; Metazoa; Arthropoda; Insecta; Diptera; Culicidae. Gene Ontology annotation, cellular component: cytoplasm.